CCAGUUUCCAGGCUUUCGCGCCACCUUACUUUGUUUUGGUUCGGAAAAACCCUACACAGUACACAACUCCCCUUGCUGCCCGUCCCGCCGUUCAAACAGAGCCGCCUACUUCCGCAAUUUCCUCCGCCCGCCUCCGCCUUCGUCUUCGUCCCCCGUAUAUUUUAUUCAUGGCGGUCUUACCAUAUACAUCCGGAGAAUUAGUCCUCAGGGCAAUAACAGCAAGCAGCAGCAGCUGAAGAGCUUUUUCUCUUGUCGACAUCCAUCCCACCACCAAUAAUGUCGUGUGUGACAUCUUACAGUGUUUUCGCGCCUUCCGCUAAGUUUUUCUCCGGCUUCAACAAGAACAAUGUCAAUUUCUCAGUGUCAAACGCUCCCUCGUCCUUCUUCAGCAACCUUACUCCUUCGUCUGCGUCAUUUCCAAGGCUCUUUAGCUGUGGGAAUAUUUUGAAUAGCAGAAGGCUGGUUAGUACCGGCUGGCGUUGUUGUGCUGCCCAGCAAUCGGGAAACUCGGCUUCAGCUGCCUCCCUGGGUAGUGAUGACUCUGAUGAGAGAGUGGUCGUAUUGGUGAUUGGUGGAGGAGGAAGAGAACAUGCACUUUGCUAUGCACUUAAGAGAUCUCCAACUUGUGAAACUGUCUUCUGCGCCCCUGGCAACGUGGGAAUUUCCAGCUCUGGCGAUGCCACUUGUGUUCCUGAGCUCAGGAUUGCUGAUAGUUCAGCAGUAAUUGCUUUCUGCCACAAAUGGGGUGUAGGACUCGUGGUUGUGGGGCCAGAGGCACCUCUAGUUGCAGGGCUAGCUAAUGAUCUGGUGAAGUUUGGUAUUCCAGUGUUUGGCCCGUCCGCAGAGGCUGCUGCUUUGGAAGGUUCCAAGAACUUCAUGAAGAGUAUAUGUGACAAAUAUGGAAUUCCUACUGCCAAGUACCAGGCAUUCAGACAUCCAGUGCCCGCAAAACACUACAUUCAAGAACAAGAGCUUCCAAUUGUAAUCAAAGCAGAUGGAUUGGCUGCUGGAAAAGGAGUAAUAGUUGCAACGGACCUAGAAGAGGCUUACAAUGCCGUCGAUUCAAUGCUUGUCGAUGAAAUGUUCGGUCCAGCUGGCUCCCAGGUCAUCAUCGAGGAGUUCCUCGAGGGAGAGGAAGCAUCUUUCUUUGCACUCGUGGAUGGAGAAAAUGCCAUACCGCUGGAGUCUGCUCAGGACCAUAAGCGUGUGGGCGAUGGCGAUACUGGACCUAACACCGGCGGAAUGGGAGCUUACUCCCCUGCUCCUGUAUUGACGAAAGAGCUGGUGUCGGUAGUUAUGGAGAGUAUAAUACUUCCUACUGUGAAAGGAAUGGCUGCAGAAGGUUGCAAGUUCGUUGGAGUUCUGUAUGCUGGCUUGAUGAUUGAAAAGAAGUCUGGCUUGCCCAAAUUGAUCGAGUAUAACGUGCGGUUCGGAGACCCUGAAUGCCAGGCAUUGAUGGUUCGUCUGGAAUCCGACCUGGUAAAAGUCCUGCUUGCAGCCUGUAGAGGCAAACUGAGCCAAGUAUCCCUCGACUGGUCACCUGGCUCAGCCAUGGUUGUAGUAAUGGCGAGCAAUGGCUAUCCCGGUUCAUACGAGAAAGGAACCAUGAUUCAGAACCUCGAAGAAGCCGAAAAUGUCGCUCCAACGGUCAAGAUAUUCCAUGCUGGGACCGCCCUCGACUCGAGUGGCAACCUGGUAUCUGCUGGUGGCCGUGUUCUUGGUGUCACUGCCAAGGGAAGUGAUCUGGCGGAAGCAAAGGAGAGAGCUUACCAAGCCAUCGAGAAAGUCAACUGGCCUGGCGGGUUCUACAGACGAGACAUUGGGUGGCGGGCGCUUCCCCUUCCGGUUCAACCGAAGCAAAAUUGACCGGGGGAGAAAACAUUGAUUAGCUGGAUAUAUACGAAUGGGACAGGCCCAAUAACAUAAAGUUGUCUAUGUCGCUCUUCUUUUUUUCCCCCUCAGCAGUUUCAACCGUACAAUCGCCGACGAACCCGCGGGAGUCUCCGCCGCACCUUCCGUUCCCUUCUAACUCGGAUCAUGAUCCCAAUUACCCCCCGUUUAAUUCCAAAUUUUCUCUCUCGUCUCUGUUCCUUUCGGCAAUUUUUCUCUCGCACUCUGUUCAGAAUUCCCCCAAUUUCUCUGUUUUGCUCUCGCCGGUUGUAAUUCACGAUGGACGGAGGAGGAAAUGAGAACAAAAUCGAGGACGAAGACAAACAGGCGCUGGCCGCAUUGAGCUCCGUCCCCAGCCCUCACCGUGCCAAGGUCCAUUCCUACAGCCAGCAGCUUCGCGGCGAGAAGAAGCCGUACCGCCAGGGUCGGAAGCACAGCCUCGACGGCAUUCCCGCCGGCGGGAGCCGGCCCCUCUCAUCCUCCGACGAUGAUUUCUCCAAUUACUCGCUCGACGAAGAGGAAGGCGCACUCGAUCUGAAGCCGUUCACUCCGCUCGGCGAAUUCGUCGCCGCCGUGUCUCCCGCCGCGGCCGGGAGCUCCAGCCCCGGCCCCGGCGGCGGAUCCGGAUCCGGAUCCGUGUCCGGAGGGAAAGGAGAGGCGAUUUUCAAGGUGCCGACGAGGGCCGCCGUGCACCCGGGGCGGCCGCCGUGUCUCGAGCUCCGGCCGCAUCCGCUGAGGGAGACGCAGGUGGGGAAGUUCCUGAGGAACAUUGCGUGUACGGAGACGCAGCUGUGGGCCGGUCAGGAGAGCGGGGUCCGGUUCUGGAGGUUCGACCGGAUUUACGACCCAGGGUGUGGGCUGGGCGGGAAGGUCAGGAGAGGGGACGAGGAUGCGGCGCCGUUUCAGGAGUCGGCGUCCACGUCGCCCACGUUUUGUUUGAUGGUGGAUGCGGCGAAUGGGUUGGUUUGGAGCGGGCACAAGGACGGGAAGAUUCGGUCGUGGAAGACGGAUCAGCAUCCACCUGCUGCCGCGGCGGCAGGGGAGCAAGAAGCGGUGGAUGGUGGUGGUGGUGGUCAGCCGCCGCAGCAGGUGGAUGCUGGUGCUGCGGCGAAUGCUCCGUUUAAGGAAGGGCUGUCUUGGCAGGCGCAUAAAGGGCCUGUUCUUUCCAUGGUCAUGAGUUCCUAUGGGGAUUUAUGGUCGGGAUCGGAAGGAGGAGUGAUAAAGAUCUGGCCAUGGGAGAGCAUCGAGAAAUCCCUCUCCCUCAAAUCCGAGGAAAAGCGGAUGGCCGCCUUGCUCGUGGAGCGAUCAGCCAUCGACCUGAGAAGCCAGGUGACGGUGAACGGCAACUGCAGCAUCUCCUCCUCCGACAUCAAGUGCUUGCUCUCCGACAACAUCCGCGCCAAGCUCUGGUGCGCACAAUCCAUGACCUUCUCCCUCUGGGACGCCCGCACCAAGGAGCUCCUCCGCGUCUUCAACAUCGACGGCCAGACCGAGAACCGCGUCGACGGCGGCGAGAAGGGCCAGCAACAGCAACAGCAGCAGGAGAGCGGCCAAGCUGGGGAAGAAGGUGGCGCUACUCCACAGGAUGCAGCGGCGGCCCCGGCGGAGAAGCCGGCGAAGGAGGGGAAAGGGAAGUCGGUCAACAAGAAGGAGAAGGGGCAGGGGUUCCUGCAGAGGUCCCGCAACGCGAUCAUGGGGGCGGCGGACGCGGUGCGGCGGGUGGCGACACGUGGCACGAACGCGUUCGUGGAGGAUCCGAAGAAGACGGAGGCGAUCGUGAUGACGGCGGACGGGAUGGUGUGGAGCGGGUGCACCAACGGCCUCAUCAUCCAGUGGGACGGCAACGGGAACCGGGUGCAGGACUUCAACCUGCUCAACAAGAACACCGCCGUCCAGUGCUUCUGCACGUUCGGGGCCCGAAUCUACGUCGGCUACGCCAGCGGGAUCAUCCAGAUGUUGGACCUGGAGGGGCACCUGCUGCAGAUGUGGGUGGCCCACAGCAACCCGGUGCUGAAGCUGGCGGUGGGGAAAGGCUACAUCUACAGCCUGGCGAGCCACGGCGGGAUCCGGGGGUGGAGCACGCUGUCGCCGAGCCCGAUCGACCAGAUUCUGCGGUCGGAGCUGGCCGGGAAGGAGGCGACGUACACGAGGAAGGACCAGUUCCGGGUGUUGAUCGGGACGUGGAACGUGGGGCAGGGGAGGCCCUCGCAGGAGGCCAUGAUGUCGUGGCUCGGCUCCACCGCGGGGGACGUCGGGAUCGUCGUCGUCGGCCUCCAGGAGGUCGACAUGGGUGCCGGCUUCCUCGCCAUGUCCGCCGCCAAAGAAACUGUAGGACUGGAAGGGAGUGCAAUUGGGCAGUGGUGGCUGGAUAAUAUUGGGAGGGCAUUAGGGGAAGGCUCUGUUUUCGAACGGAUGGGAUCUAGGCAGCUUGCUGGCUUGCUCGUCUCUCUCUGGGUGAGGAAGAACAUGAGACAGCAUGUUGGGGAUGUUGAUGCUGGCGCUGUUCCUUGCGGGUUCGGACGAGCCAUCGGUAAUAAGGGAGGGGUAGGGUUGAGGAUAAGGGUGCGAGACCGGAUAAUGUGCUUCGUGAACUGUCACUUGGCAGCACACUUGGAAGCGGUGAACCGAAGGAACGCAGAUUUCGAUCACAUCUAUCGAAACAUGGUGUUCGGGAAGCCCACGAUCCCCAACGCUGCCGGUGUCUCCUCCUCCUCCCACACCCUUAAGUCCGAUAAGGUACGCCCACACCACGCCAUUACCACGACCUUCUGUAUACGAUGAUAUCUAGCUGUCUCGAUGCGAGCGAGCUCUGCCCUUUACUAUAAUGAUGCAUGCAUGUAUAGGCCAGUUGGGCGACCUGAUCAUUGGUCUGUACGUAACCCUUGUUUUCCAUCUCUUUAUCGUGACCUCGAUCUGGUGUGUUCUGUAUAGAACUCUGGUGGGGGUGGCGGCGGCAGCAACAGCAACAACAAUGGCUCGUCCGAGGACACAAAGCCAGAGCUGUCUGAUGCAGACAUGGUUGUGUUCUUCGGGGAUUUUAACUACCGCCUGUUUGGGAUAUCAUAUGACGAGGCCAGGGACUUUGUGUCUCAGAGAAGCUUCGACUGGCUUCGAGAGCGUGAUCAGCUCCGAGCUGAGAUGAAAGCUGGGAGAGUUUUCCAAGGGAUGCAUGAAGCCAUCAUCACUUUCCCUCCUACUUACAAGUUUGAGAGAAAUGUCCCUGGAUUAGGAGGCUAUGAUUCUGGGGAGAAGAAACGUAUACCUGCAUGGUGUGACAGGGUUAUAUUCCGUGAUACUCGGCCAGGUUCAUCUACUCCGUCGCAAUGCGAAUGUAGCUUGGAGUGCCCUGUCGUCUCUGCAGUCAUCCAAUAUGAAGCUGUCAUGGACGUGACUGAGAGCGACCACAAACCCGUGCGGUGCAAGUUCCACAUCCAAGUAGCUCACACAGAUAGAUCAGUGAGGAGGCAAGAGUUUGGCGAGAUCCUGAGGACGAAUGAGAAGAUCCAAUCGCUGUUGGAGGAAUGCCGAGUGGUCCCAGAGACAGCCGUCAGCACCAACAGCAUUGCCCUGCAAAAUCAGGACACUGCCAUUCUCAGGAUUACCAACAAAUCUGCAGCAGACAAAGUAGUGUUCAGGAUCUACUGUGAAGGCCAAGCCAAUUUCAAGGAUGAAGGGGAUGAAGCUGAGUAUCGCGCCAGAGGUAACCAUGGCUUCCCCCGGUGGCUCGAGGUCACACCAGCAGCUGGAAUAAUCAAACCUGACAAUAGCAUCGAAGUCUCAGUGCACCAUGAAGAGUUCCACACGCUAGAAGAUUUAGUAGACGGCAUCCCACAGAACUGGUGGUGUGAAGACACCAGAGACAAAGAAGUGAUCCUUGUAGUUGUUGUACAAGGCAGCGGCUCAACAGAAGUCGCGACUCAUCGGGUCCAUGUUCGGCACUGCCUCUCGGCCAAAACUCUGCGUGCUGACUCUAAAUCAGGCUCGCGCAGAGGUCAAAAAAGUGAUCCCAAGCAACAAAGCGGGUCAUCAGAUGCAACUGAUGAUUCUCGAAGUUCACAAAAGCCUUGAGGGAAGGAUCUGAUACUUUUUUUUGCAGAUCUCUGAGUACUUAACAAGCAUAGCAUAGUACAGAAGCAUUUAGAAUGCAUGGGCAAUUUCUACAGGCAGCAAACAGUUCUCAGUCUUGGUGUAAAUACUCAUUGAGCAUUUACUCUCUUACAAUUCGGUUAGGUACAAACAUUUUUACUUCCUUAGUCUGCAUAUACUGGAAAUCAGGUCCAAGUUUUGAAGACUAUACACUCCUUUUUCGCCCCUGCUUGGUUCAUCUUUUGCAAAGCUAGGAGCUUUAUAGGAUUAUUGUCACAAUUUCACCAACUUCGAUCUAAUUAAGUCAGAAAUAUUCAUACAGCAACCCUCUUUCGUUAUCGGAAAUUCACAG
Linum tenue is the source of this 6328-nucleotide messenger RNA. NCBI's taxonomy places the organism in Eukaryota, Viridiplantae, Streptophyta, Magnoliopsida, Malpighiales, Linaceae. The record is from the annotation of a GenBank genome assembly.